Messenger RNA from Clupea harengus (Atlantic herring), 1344 nucleotides. RefSeq names its product NADPH oxidase 4. Gene Ontology annotation, cellular component: NADPH oxidase complex; plasma membrane. Lineage: Eukaryota; Metazoa; Chordata; Actinopteri; Clupeiformes; Clupeidae. Gene Ontology annotation, molecular function: superoxide-generating NAD(P)H oxidase activity. The transcript is spliced from 12 exons. The coding region runs from base 355 to 1344 and encodes 329 amino acids. The record is from RefSeq and is a predicted model, not a curated record. Gene Ontology annotation, biological process: superoxide anion generation; defense response.
CCUUCCACCGGGUGUAACGGUCAGUUCCGCGCGGAAUCUCCGGUCAGUUGUAGUCGCGUGAGAGUUGCGUUUAAUUGAGAGGGGGCUGGCAGUGGUCUCGCGCUGCUCCGAGGAGGCUUUGUGUGCGCGAGCGACAGGCAGGGGAUGCCUGGUUUCCGCGCGAGCGAGCUGCUGCAGUGGAGAAUGGCAAGCCGGUCCCGUGGGGGCGAACAGCUGCGAGCUUCCACCCUCUUCUUCUCGGAACCGGGCUGCCUUCACGCGCACGUCUGAAUGCAAUGAAACGGAGUGGAAGUUCUGUCCCGGCGCUGCGCUGAGAGCUCGAGACGGACCAAGAGAAACUCCACGAACUUAGAUAUGGCUUUGUCUCUGAGAAGCUGGGUCGCGAACGAAGGCAGAAAGAACCUUCUACUGGUAGUGUGGCUGGCGGUGAACGUUGUUGUCUUCUGGAGGACCUUCGUACUCUACUCUUCUGGUCCUCAGUAUUACUACCUACACCAGAUGCUGGGGAUGGGUGUGUGUGUGAGCCGGGCGUCGGCGUCUCUGCUGAAUCUGAACUGCUGUCUGGUGCUGCUGCCCAUGUGCAGGUCCAUCCUAACCUGCCUCAGGGGGACUCUCAAGGUUUGGGCGCGUGGGGGGCGGAGACUUUUGGAUCAGAGUAGGAACUUUCACUCCGCCUGUGGCACCGCAAUCUGUGUGUUCUCAGUAGUCCAUGUGUCAGCACAUCUGGUGAAUGCUGUAAGUUUCUCGGUGAAGUUCUCUGAUGAAUUCCCCUCCCUCAACAUGGCGCAGUACAGAGGACAGGAUCCCAGAAUAAUCAUACUAACAACAGUCCCAGGUGUCACAGGUGUUCUAUUGGUUCUCAUCCUCUUCCUGAUGUUCACUGCCUCUACACCCUGCAUCAGGGUGGGCAGCUAUGAGAUAUUCUGGUUCACACACAACCUCUUCAUCGUCUUCUACAUCAUACUCACAGUGCACGUGGUUGGGGGUGCUCUAAAGUACCAGACCAAUCUAGACACACACACACCCGGAUGCCUGCCAGCCAAUCACAGCGGGUUUACAGCGGACACCUCGACCAAUCAGGAGAGAGAGCUGGAGGGGCGGCAACAGAGGGAGCCAAUCUGUGGAGAGGAGGCGCGGUUUCAGUCUCACUUUCCAGAGACCUGGCUCUGGGUGCUGGCUCCUCUGUGUCUGUACUGCACAGAGCGAAUGUGUCGCUACAUCAGGAGCUGGACGCCGUGCACCAUAGUGACUGUUGCUAGGCACCCGUGUCAGGUGAUCGAGCUGCGCAUGCUCAAGGACGGCUUCAAAGCAAAACCAGGCCAGAUUAUAGUUUGCAUAGAUUAA